Molecule: messenger RNA, 1754 nt
Organism: Corylus avellana
Lineage: Eukaryota; Viridiplantae; Streptophyta; Magnoliopsida; Fagales; Betulaceae
Product: GTP binding Elongation factor Tu family protein
Biological process (GO): mitochondrial translational elongation
Cellular component (GO): mitochondrion
Molecular function (GO): GTP binding; GTPase activity; translation elongation factor activity
Source: RefSeq, a predicted model, not a curated record
AAAGACUCCCCUUAAACCCCCUCUUCGCCUCUCUCAGCGUAUGAAGCUCUGCGUUUCUGAGCUCUAGGGCUUUGAUUCUGAUUCCCAAUGGCUUCAGUGGUUCUCAGAAACCCUAACUCCAAGCGCCUCCUCCCUUUCUCCUCCCAAAUCUACUGGUGCUGCCGAGGAUCCACUCUCUCCUCUCCCACCGAUUCGAUCUCUGGAAAUGACAGAGCUUCCGCUCACACCUCGUGGCUGAGAUCCAUGGCCACCUUCACCCGAACGAAACCUCACGUGAAUGUGGGAACCAUUGGGCAUGUCGAUCAUGGGAAGACUACACUGACUGCAGCUAUAACAAAGGUGCUAGCAGAAGAAGGUAAAGCUAAGGCUGUUGCCUUCGAUGAAAUUGACAAGGCCCCAGAAGAGAAAAAGAGAGGAAUUACUAUUGCAACGGCACAUGUGGAGUAUGAAACUGCUAAACGACAUUAUGCACAUGUAGAUUGUCCAGGACAUGCAGAUUAUGUGAAGAACAUGAUUACGGGUGCAGCACAAAUGGAUGGGGGUAUUCUUGUUGUAUCUGCCCCUGAUGGCCCCAUGCCACAGACCAAGGAACAUAUUCUGCUUGCGCGCCAGGUUGGUGUGCCAUCACUUGUGUGUUUUCUAAAUAAAGUUGACGCUAUUGAUGAUCCUGAGUUGUUGGAGCUGGUCGAGAUGGAGCUCCGUGAGCUUCUUAGCUUCUACAAGUUUCCUGGGGAUGAGAUCCCUAUCAUUCGAGGUUCAGCUUUGUCUGCUUUACAAGGCACAAAUGAAGAGAUAGGCAAAAAGGCUAUCCUUAAACUAAUGGAUGCUGUGGAUGAAUACAUUCCUGACCCUGUACGCCAGCUUGACAAGCCUUUCUUGAUGCCUAUUGAAGAUGUCUUCUCAAUUCAGGGGCGUGGAACAGUUGCCACUGGCCGUGUUGAACAAGGAACCAUUAAAGUUGGUGAAGAAGUUGAGAUUUUGGGGUUAAGGCAGGGUGCUCCUGUGAAAACUACAGUCACUGGUGUUGAAAUGUUCAAGAAAAUAUUGGAUCAGGGGCAAGCUGGUGACAAUGUGGGUCUUCUUCUACGUGGUCUAAAGCGGGAAGACAUUGAGCGUGGUCAGGUAAUUGCCAAGCCCAAUAGUAUUAAAACAUCCACGAAGUUCGAGGCUGAGAUAUAUGUACUUACAAAGGAUGAAGGUGGACGCCAUACAGCCUUCUUCUCAAAUUACAGGCCUCAAUUCUAUUUGAGGACUGCAGAUAUCACUGGGAAAGUAGAAUUGCCUGAAAAUGUUAAGAUGGUUAUGCCUGGGGACAACGUGACUGCAGUUUUUGAGUUGAUUUCACCUGUUCCACUUGAACCAGGGCAAAGAUUUGCCUUGCGGGAGGGAGGCAGAACGGUUGGUGCUGGUGUAGUCUCGAAAUUAGUGAGCUGAGUCCACGCUGCUUGAUUCUUCAGCUUUUAUUCUGUUCGUUUGCUGGAGGAAAACAAAAGACCUGACUGUUAUCUCUUGGAUUUGGAUACACAUGCCAUGUGGUUAUUACUUUCAUAGUCCACACUUGAUGAAAUGUUUGCUCUAGGGCAUUACGAGAGAGAUCUCUAGUGGUAUGAAAUUGAGUAAAUUUAAAGGAAGUUGAUCUUCGUUGUUACUUUUUGCUGUGCACAAUUGGUCAAAAUGAUCUUGAUCGGUACUGAAAUAAUUCUGUCCUUGUUAUUAGAAAUAAUCAGCUAAUCGAUGUUGUGGACUUUUAUGGU